Rhodofomes roseus is the source of this 939-nucleotide messenger RNA. RefSeq lists its product as uncharacterized. Bases 241 to 636 code for a protein of 131 amino acids. The record is from RefSeq and is a predicted model, not a curated record. Lineage: Eukaryota; Fungi; Basidiomycota; Agaricomycetes; Polyporales; Fomitopsidaceae. The transcript has 3 exons.
GCGCUUGAUGCCUCGGUGAUACGACACAUCACGCAGUGCCUAUAAGUGAGCUUGCGGAGCCAAGCCCUCGGGCCUCGGGGGACGCGGGUUAUACGACUUCCCGUUCGUAGCAAGUAUCUGACCCAUCAUGCGCAUUGGUAAGGCGGCAGUCCUCGUAUCGCCCACGGGACCUCGUGCGUGCUGGAAUAUAUAGCCCGCGAGUCUCGGGGCGACAGAUGAUCCCCAUAUCUGAACUUCAUCAUGGACGCCUGGUUCAAAGAGGCGGCCCAAGGCAAAGACCCACACAAACGUAUCAACGUCGUGGAGUCACCGCGCAAAGUCCGCGUCGAAGUGAACGGCGUCGAGGUUGCGAACACCACGAAGCCGCGGCUCCUCUUCGAAGGCAGUCUACCUCCUCGCAUCUACAUCCCGAAGGAUGAUUGCCGCAUGGUAUUUCUCCAACCUACAGAUCUAACGACACAUUGCCCAUACAAGGGGAUUGCGAACUAUUAUACCGUAGAGCUCCCGAGCGGGGAGAAGUUCGACAACAUCGUGUGGUGGUAUGGCGAACCCUCUACUGCUGAUGCGGCCGGAAUCAAGGGAUAUGUCUCGUUCUACGACACGAAGGUGGAUCUCUACGUCGACAGCGUCCCCUAGACGAGACGGUGGGCCGGCUGGGUAGAAAUGGCAUGUAACACAGUAACCUCACGUCUAAUGUUGUCGCCUCGGCAUGGGCACUUAGCGUGGUCUCAAGCAGCCCAGAGUCAUGUACUUUCAUGACAAGCAUACGUCUAGUUGGUUGUGAGCAAACUUUACAUGUUGCCAGCUGGAGGUAGUAUAGGCGAGCUUCCAGUUUCCCAACAACGAACAUGCCAACAGGUUGCUUCAUGCCAGUGGCAAGCCAGUCGGACACAAGUUCAAGUUCACCUUGGCUACGGUGUUUACGACUCUUAGUAUGAC